Scatophagus argus is the source of this 1350-nucleotide messenger RNA. RefSeq names its product tRNA selenocysteine 1-associated protein 1-like. NCBI's taxonomy places the organism in Eukaryota, Metazoa, Chordata, Actinopteri, Scatophagidae. Gene Ontology annotation, biological process: selenocysteine incorporation. Gene Ontology annotation, molecular function: tRNA binding. The record is from RefSeq and is a predicted model, not a curated record. Gene Ontology annotation, cellular component: nucleus. The coding region runs from base 147 to 1064 and encodes 305 amino acids. The transcript has 9 exons.
UUAAGUGACGUAAGAACGUAUUACUGGUGCUCCGUCCUCUGUUAGUACUUUGCUACUUAGCGUGUGCGUCUUUCAAUUUUAAGUUUAAUUUACAAUUUAGAUUCUGCGCAAAUUUUCAUCGGAAUAUUCACAUCCAUUCCAGCGCCAUGAGCACGUUGUGGAUGGGGAACUUGGAGUCUUACAUGGAUGAGAAGUUUAUCACCAGAGCCUUUGCCACAAUGGGUGAGCAGGUGAAUAAUGUGCGGAUCAUACGCAACAAGAUGACAGGGGGUGCUCUGGGUUACUGCUUCGUGGAGAUGACAGAUGAGGCCACAGCUGAGCGGUGUCUGCGCAAAAUCAACGGAAAAGCCUUACCAGGAGCCAGUCCUCCCACAAGAUUCAAGUUGAACAGAGCCACCUUUGGGAAACAAGACAGUGUUCAGAUGUAUUCUCUGUUUGUGGGAGAUCUAACUCCAGAGGUGGACGAUGGAAUGCUUUAUGAGUUCUUUUACAAUCGCUACCCUUCCUGUCGUGGUGGCAAAGUGGUGCUGGACAGCAUGGGCAACUCUAAGGGCUGUGGCUUUGUUCAGUUCCCAGAUGAGCGGCUGCAGAAGCGGGCAUUAGAAGAGUGUCAGGGUGCUGUGGGGCUGGGUGGUAAACCUCUGAGACUGAGCCUGGCUGCUAACAAUUUAAGGAACAGGCAGCAACAGCAGUCAGAACACAGAUCGCUGCAGUCCAGCUCAGGAUACAGAAACCAGUAUGACCAGUACAGCCAGUACCAGCAGCAGGCCUAUCCUGGCUAUUACCCAUCCUGGGGCUACGAUCACACUGGUGGAGGUUAUGGCUACAAUUAUCAGCAGUAUGAUUACACACAGUAUCCCCAACCACAGGGAAGUGAAGUUGUUGAGGACGAUGGACUUGAAGAUCCCAGUGUGGAGUUGGAUGUGGUGGAGGCCAACAACAAGUUCAUGGAGCUCAGUGAGGAACUCUAUGAUGCUCUGAUGGAGUGUCAUUGGCAACUGGCAGAGUUAUCUAAAGAGCAGGACUAUAUGACAUCCAGCCUACCAGAGCCCAUUUACUGCUGAAACUGAACACAUUUUCUUUUCUACAGUUUGCGUCCCCAGUCUUUCAUUUUCACUUGUCUGCUGAAAUUUUGAGACUAUGGAUUAUUUUUCUAAAGACAUAAAGGAAAUAAGUCAUGGUAAUGGAUCUGUUGAAGUGUAUAAACCCACUGAAAAUGUAGAGUGAGUAAACAGCUGUUGGUUACAAAAGAAAAUAUUUAGUAUUUAUUUAUAGAACCACAAACAUACUGAAAUCCAAAGGAUAACAAUGCCAAUGACAAAUUAAAAGACUGUUGUCUGUGGUAUUGAC